Molecule: messenger RNA, 957 nt
Organism: Beta vulgaris subsp. vulgaris (sugar beet)
Lineage: Eukaryota; Viridiplantae; Streptophyta; Magnoliopsida; Caryophyllales; Amaranthaceae
Product: protein FLOWERING LOCUS T-like
Exons: 4
Coding region: 72-629 (185 amino acids)
Source: RefSeq, a predicted model, not a curated record
GUAAAUUCAAAAGGUCUUAGAAAAAUAUUGCGUACGUUGUAUUGCAUUCACUAUUCACCACACAUAUCUCUAUGCCUGGAAUUGGAAGUGAAAUUGUAAGAGAUUCACUUGUUGUAGGACAAGUAAUUGGGGAUGUUUUGGAUCCUUUUACAAGGUCAGCCACUCUUAGAGUAAUAUAUGAGAGUAGAGAAGUCAUCAAUGCUUGUGAGUUUAAACCUUCUCAAGUUGUUAACCCACCAAGGAUUGAAAUUUUGGGUAAUAAUGCUAGGGCACUUUACACAUUGGUUGAUUAUGUUAUGAAGGUCAUGGUGGAUCCUGAUGCUCCAAGCCCUGGUAGUCCUACUGAAAGAGAAUACUUGCAUUGGUUAGUGACAAACAUACCGGCAACUGGAGGCAUCAAUUCUGGGCAUGAAAUUGUGGCAUAUGAAAGCCCAAGACCUUCAAUGGGUAUACAUAGACUAGUUUAUAUUGUAUUUUGUCAAAUGGGAAUGCAAACAAUCAGUGCUCCUGGAUGGCGUCAGAAUUUUUUCACCAGAGAAUUUGCCGAAGUUUACAAUCUUGGCAUGCCGGUCGCCGCCAUGUAUAUAACAUGUCAAAGAGAAGGUGGUUAUAGAAGAAGAAGACGAUGAAACUAAGCCGUGUCCUUUCCACAUUAUCAAAAUGUCAACGAGAUUAUUGCUUGCAUGCAUGCAAGUAUGCAAUGCGCAAUAUCCAUUCUAUCAUCGAAGAAUAAUCAAGUUUUGAAGUUUAACUUAUUAGCUGUCUAUUUCAAUAAGACAAUAACUUUGUUGGUUGUACUGUUUAUGCAAGCUAUUUUAGCCAUCUUUAUUUAGUUGUUAUUAUUGUUUUUCCUCUUAACAUCAAACCUCUUCUUGGCCUAGCUUAGUGAACACUGAACAGGUGCAGGCUAAUGUAGCUCCCGAGUUGCUAACUGAUGCCCUAAAAUUUUUUAGUAAC